CAGAUAUCUAAUAUAUGCAAUUGGCACAACCCAGCGCGUGCUUCUUAAAACCUUCUUCUCUAUUCAAUACCUCUGCGUUCGUUCCCACCUUCAGCCAUCGAAUGAGGAUUGAUUUCCAAUCAUGUCUAUAUUAGCGAAUAUAUUCUAUUUCGAAGCUUUAGGCGCGUUGGAUAGGAGGAACAUGGUUAGCGUUUACGACCUUGGAGAUUUUGUUGCUCCCCAAGGUUCGAGGAGCAAUUGUGACGAGUUUAUUUGUUGGUAAAAGAGAGGUUGAUCUUUGGCCAUGUCUUCCCUUCAACUCUUCCAACUAACCCAGCAUGGCCAGGGUUUUCUGGCUUCGAGGAGAAAAACUCUGCUACUUGCAACUGGUAUAUUAGUUGCUGGUGGAACUGCGGCAUAUGUGCAAUCAAGGAUUAGAGUUAAUAGACAUGAUUUAUUAGGCGAUUCUGGUGAGCAGAAUAAUGAUAGAGAACUCCCAAAGGAGGAGGAGGUUAGGAAAAUAACUUCUGCACCGAAAGGUAAACAGAAAAAAGGAGGGAUGAAGUCACUUCAAGUGCUUGCUGCAAUUCUUCUAUCUGAGAUGGGCCAAUUAGGUGCAAAGAACCUUUUAGCUUUAGUUUGUAUAGUGGUGCUGCGAACCACUUUAAGCAACAGGCUAGCAAAAGUACAAGGCUUCCUAUUUCGUGCUGCCUUUCUUCGACGUGUGCCGAUGUUUUUGCGAUUAAUUACAGAGAAUAUUGUUUUGUGUUUCCUCUCAUCAACUAUGCAGUCUACAUCAAAGUACAUUACUGGGACUUUGAGUCUGCACUUCCGGAAAAUAUUGACUACACUUAUCCAUUCUCACUACUUUAAGAACAUGGUGUAUUACAAAAUAUCACAUGUUGAUGGUCGGAUAACUAAUCCAGAGCAAAGAAUUGCCAGUGAUGUUCCAAGGUUCUGUUCAGAGUUAAGUGAGAUUAUACAGGAUGACCUAACUGCGGUGACUGAUGGCCUGCUAUACUCUUGGCGGCUUUGUUCAUAUGCAAGCCCUAAAUAUAUCUUCUGGAUAUUGGCCUAUGUACUCGGAGCUGGGGCUACAAUCAGAAACUUUUCUCCUGCUUUUGGUAAACUUAUGUCCAGAGAGCAGGAAUUGGAAGGAGAGUAUCGGCAGCUUCACUCACGGUUAAGGACUCACUCAGAAAGUAUAGCAUUUUAUGGUGGAGAGAGGAGAGAAGAAGCUCAUAUUCAACAGAAGUUUAGGACCUUAUUUAGACACAUUAAGAGAGUGCUACAUGACCAUUGGUGGUUUGGCAUGAUUCAGGAUUUUUUAUUGAAGUACCUUGGUGCUACUGUUGCUGUUAUUUUGAUUAUUGAACCUUUCUUUUCUGGCCAUCUAAGGCCUGACAGUUCAACUUUAGGGCGUGCAGAGAUGCUAAGCAAUCUGAGAUAUCAUACUAGUGUCAUUAUUUCCCUUUUUCAAUCUCUAGGAACUCUUUCCAUUAGUGCAAGACGGCUGAACCGACUCAGUGGUUAUGCUGAUCGUAUUCAUGAGUUAAUGGCCAUAUCAAGAGAGUUAAGCUUGGAGAAUGAGAACUUUUCACUGCAAAGACAAGGAAGUAGAAAUUGCAUAAGUGAAGCUAACUACGUUGGAUUUUAUGGUGUCAAGGUUGUGACCCCUAAUGGUAAUGUAUUAGUGGAUGAUCUAACUCUCAAGGUUGAGCCAGGAUCAAAUCUUUUGAUUACAGGUAUGAACUCUCUGCUUGGUGGGUGCUUCUGAUUUUGCGAUUUUUGGGUGGUUGAAUCAACUUUGUCAAUUGAUGUUAAUUCAUUACCCCUUCUUUUCCUUUGUUGCAAUAAUCAUUCUCUUACAUGUUAUUUGGGGGGCUAGGGUUAAUUAUUCAUUCAUUUCUGGGGCCUAAUUUUUCUUACAUGCAUUUAUAGUAUCCACAUGACGGGAAAUAUGGCUAGGGUUGUGCACUAUUGGCACUGGAUGUAAUGUAGCUGAAACUUUUGGCUUGUUUCCUUUCAAUUUUUUGGCAAGCGCCUAGAUUAAUGCAUCCAACCAGGUUCUGCAUCAGAGAUACAUUAUAUUCAAUCUAUAUUGUUUCUCAACAGUGUUUCAUGCAAUUUAUGUGGGUGGCAUUGUAAAAUCUUGUUAAAUGUAGAAUAGUUGGAAAUAAAAAUUUAGUAUUCCCUUUUAUUGGGAUAAGGCUUGGUAGUUGCUGGUUGGAAAGUUGUUCUGAGAGUAUAACCCACAAACAUUAUUUUUACCUGUUAUCAUCUAUUACCCACUUUUACCUUGUGCAUUCUCCUAGAAAUUCACUUCGGCCACUGCCUUGUGGUACUUGUGACUUUUCUUUAGCAGCUUCAUAGAGGUUACCACGGUUGAUGAUUACUAGAAUGCUAUAUUUUCCAACUGUAGUCUUCUAGGUUAUUUUUGUUAUUUUAGGACUGUUAAUUUUGAAUUUAUAAAUCAAACAAGGCCAUACAAUUGACGUUUGAAGCUAAAAUUAAUUGUAAACUUUGCAGAAAUAUUAUUUACCACUUUGAUUAUCAAUUGAUUUAAUUAAGGUCACUGAUUUAUAAAUGUUGCUUAGUUUUAGUUUUUAGUAAAAGGUUUUGCAUUGAUGAUUGAUUUUGUAGGCAUCAAUCAAAUAAAAGUUAAUAAUAUUAAUUGUAAUGUAAUUGAUAGUGCAUUUGUAUCCUCGGCCCCACUGAUAGUAUGCACCCGUUUUCAAAUCUCAAUUCCCUUAAUGCAUCUUGUGGCAAUAUUGUUGAACCAGUUAUGCCUCUCUAACAAUAUUUUGUUUCACAGUUUGAGCAAAUUACCACUUCUAAUGCGUGGACUAGCUCAGUCUAUCUGU
Messenger RNA from Vigna umbellata (rice bean), 2843 nucleotides. The record is from RefSeq and is a predicted model, not a curated record. NCBI's taxonomy places the organism in Eukaryota, Viridiplantae, Streptophyta, Magnoliopsida, Fabales, Fabaceae.